Malus domestica (apple) is the source of this 3109-nucleotide messenger RNA. Its product is annotated as receptor-like protein EIX2. Gene Ontology annotation, molecular function: protein binding. The record is from RefSeq and is a predicted model, not a curated record. NCBI's taxonomy places the organism in Eukaryota, Viridiplantae, Streptophyta, Magnoliopsida, Rosales, Rosaceae.
ACUUGUAUUUAUAUCAGAGGGGUGCUGUGUGCUGCAUUUAUGCAUGUUUUGUGGUGGUAGCUUCAUAUCUUUAUUACAACAUUUGUGUGUUCUGCCUCUUGAUCUUGAUUGUUAUUGUUUUUAAGAUGGGGGGAAUUAUGGUGCUUUUGCUAUUAAUCAUCACCCUACAUGUGAACCUUGGCCACGACGAUGCUAACAUGACGAUGAGGUGCACAGACAAGGAAAGGGAAGCACUCCUUGCAUUCAAGCAAGGCCUCAUCAUGGACGAGCACAGCCAAGUAAUAUUCUCUUCGUGGGGAACAGAAGCCGCAAAACAAGAUUGUUGCCGAUGGGAAGGAGUCUCAUGUGACAACCAAACUGGCCAUGUUGUGCAGCUUGAUCUCAGAGGCAAUUACUAUUUGCAAGGUACGAUGAUUAGUCCUAAACUGAUUGAGUUGAAGCAUUUGAAAUAUUUGAACCUUUCGAGGAUUGACUUUGGUGGGAGCCAAGUUCCAUAUUUCAUUGGUUCUCUAACCAAUUUGAGAUAUCUCGAUCUUUCUUGGUGUUCUUUGGGUGGAAAAUUUCCAAUUCAGGUUGGAAACCUUACCAACUUGCAGCACCUUGAUCUCGGCUAUAUUGACUUCAGCGGUAAUGUAGAAAAUCUCGAUUGGCUCCCUCGUCUUUCUUCGUUGACAUAUUUGGACUUGAGUGAUAACAAUCUCAGUAAUGUUUUUUAUUGGCCGGAAGCAGUUAAUAAACUCCCCAAACUAACAACCUUGAGAUUACAGAACUGUAGUCUUCCUUCUCCUCCAGUUCGUUCCACUCUUUCAAACAUAAAUUCUUCUAAAUCUCUUUCUAGCAUUGAUCUUUCCUUGAACCGUCUCUCAACUUCUUCAAUAUUUCUGUGGAUGUCCAACUACAGUACCAGCCUUGUUGAUCUUUAUCUCUUUUUCAACCAACUUGAAGGAGCAGAACCCCAUUCUUUCUCUACGUUAUGUAGUUUGCAAUCAUUGGAUCUUUCCGGCAACAAUUUGAGUGGACAGUUUUCCAGAUUUGUUCCUACAUGUGCUCAAAACUCCUUGGAGAGUUUGUGGCUCCAUGGAAAUCAAUUAAGUGGAAGAAUACCUGAAAGUAUCGGACAAAUGUCAAAGCUCGAGCAUCUUAACCUUGGUAUGAAUGCUUUGGAAGGGGUGAUUUCAGAUUCCCAUUUCUCUAAACUCUCCAAAUUAUCAUAUUUAGAUUUGUCCUCCAACUCACUAGUUUUAAACUUCCAGUCUAAUUAGACUCCUCCUUUUCAACUGGACUAUAUAAGUUUGGGGUCUUGCAAGAUGGGUCCGUAUUUUCCGAAAUGGCUUCAAACUCAGAAUGAGUAUUCAUUCCUCAAUAUUUCUAAUGCCGGAAUUGUGGAUAUCCUUCCAAGCUGGUUUUGGGGUACGACUCGUUACGUGACAUCUAUCGAUCUUUCCCAUAACCAAAUUGGAGAAAUGUUUACAAAUUUGACAAUGGAUUUUGCAAAAUACCCUGAAGUGCAUUUGCGUUCGAAUGAAAUUGAAGGUCAAAUUCCCGCAACUCUAUCGCAUGCGUCAUAUUUGGAUCUCUCUAAUAAUAACAUUUCAGGGUCGAUUUCUUUCUUGUGUGCAAGUGAAACUCGUUUUCUUAAUCUCUCAUACAACAAUCUCUCUGGAGAACUUCCAGAAUGCAUGACACGUUUGGGCAAUCUCGUCAUGCUUGAUUUGAGUUCCAAUGCUCUUUCGGGAAAAAUUCCUUCGACGAUAGGCUCCUUGUUUGGGAUCGAGACACUGAAAUUAAGAAGCAAUGAGUUUGUGGGAGAGUUGCCUUUAUCCUUGAAGAAUUGCACAAGUUUAAUGGUUCUUGAUCUUGCAGAUAACCAGUUGACGGGAUCAAUACCUAAAUGGUUAGGGGCUAGCUUUCAGAAAUUGGUUAUCCUAAUGCUUUCCUCUAACCACUUCAAUGGAAGCUUGCCCCCGCAACUAUGCGAUCUAAUAUACAUUCAAAUUUUGGAUGUCUCUGUGAACAACAUCUCUGGAGGAAUACCGAAUUGCCUAAAAAAGUUGACUACUCUGGCUCAGAAGGGAAAUUCAAGUCUAACCGUUGAACAUUCUUACGAGAGAUAUGAUAAACAAAUAUCCUGGUUGGAUAUUUAUGUGGAUGAUGAAAUCUUCACGUGGAAGGGAAGCAUGCAGGUUUACAGGAAUACUUUGGGGCUUGUGAGAAGUAUUGAUUUCUCAAGCAAUAGAUUGACCGGGGAGAUUCCAAGCGAAAUCAGUCAUCUUGUUGGGUUGGUUUCUUUAAACCUUUCUAGAAACCAACUUACAGGUCAAAUUACUCCGGACAUUGGAAAAUUGGAGUCCUUGGAUUCACUUGAUUUGUCAAGAAAUCAUAUAGACGGAAGAAUUCCAACAAGCCUUGCUCGGAUAAGUCGUCUUGGUGUCUUGGACUUGUCACACAACAACUUGAUUGGAAAGAUUCCAACCGGCACCCAGCUCCAAGGUUUUGAUCCCUCUGUUUAUGCUGGAAAUCCACAGCUCUGUGGACCUCCACUUCAAAAGCCAUGUGAUAUCGAAGAAACGGGUCCAGAUCAAGUUAGUACCGAAGAAGACAAGGAUGAUCAGCUUAUACGCUACGGAUUUUACAUCAGCAUGGGGCUCGGGUUUUUUGUUGGAUUUUGGGGAGUUUGUGGAAGUCUGAUAUUCAUCAGGGAAUGGAGGUACGCAUACUUCAAGUUCUUGAAUUCGCUGAAUGAUUGGCUUUAUGUGAGGGUAGUGUUGAUCAAGCGGAAAUUAACGGAUGCUUAAUAGAUAAGCUGUAAUGUGCGUAGCUCCAGGCAUCUUCUUCACUUGAGUUCAACUGCGUGGCUUCCAUAUCUGCAUAAGCUGUCAAGUGUUAGAUGCUGCUUAAUUCCAGUUAUAACGAGAUUGCAGAAAAGUACUAGGAAUAUGUUUUCCUUGGUAAAUGAUUUGAUACCGUGCCUUGUUUGUAAGAAAGAUAUUAUUGUAAAUUGAUUUUUAGUUGUUUGCUUUUCUAUUUAGUUUGUAAGAUAUAAAAGAUUGUGUUACAGAAGAUAUUACUAUUUGCAUUGAAAACGUUUGGUACACUUUUACAUACAAAA